GUCUUUCAAAGAUUUUUUAUCCUUGCCAUUUUAUCUUUUUAUUUUUGUUUUUAGUUAUUAUGUGGCCCUCUUGAAAAUUAACUCUUGUUUUUGCGGAAGUUAGUUUCUUUUUUCUAUUAGAUUUUUACCCAGCUAAGUUUCUUGAUUUUGUUUUGAAAUGCUAAAAGACUUGCUCUUUACCACAAAGUUCUAGUUUUUUCUAAAGCGUAAUUGCUUGUAUCUACGCUUUGUUGCUGGAUAUUUUUGGUAGCAGCUUGAUCUGAAAAUCAAAAUUUUACUAUUUCAAGUAGCUUUGGUUGAGUUUGGACGUUGUCUACUUUUUUUCGACCGUUGUGCUUCUUGAAUGUUGAUUUGUUAGAGUUGGGUUUUGAUCCGUACUGUUUGCUUGAUUCCAUUUUGUUGCAGUGUUGUUUAGUAUAGUACACAGAUUAGAAUAUUGCCCCUUUUUUGGAUUUUGUCUUACAGAUGCUAUCUCCCUUCCCUAAGGGAUAAUACACUCCAUUUGUUCAUCCUAUGCAAUUUUCUUAGUUUUUCGAUGUGAAGAAAUUUGUGUUGGUGUGGUUGGAGUCAUAGGCGUCAAUGUCUGUUGCCUGCUGUGUACCUCUAGUUGAAUGUGUGUCCUGUUUAGCCUGCAUUCGUUGGGUGUGGAAGAAAUUCCUCUACACUGCUGGCAAGGAAAGUGAGAAUUGGGGGCUGGCAACGGCCAGCGAAUUCGAGCCCGUCCCUCGGCUUUGUAAAUACAUUCUAUCUGUCUAUGAGGAUGAUCUCAGGAACCCCAUGUGGGCUCCUCAUGGAGGGUAUGGGAUGAACCCCGACUGGAUGUUGAUGAAGAAAGACUACGCGGACACUGAGGGGAAAGUGUCGCCCUACAUGAUCUACCUCGAUCAUGACAACGAGGAUGUAGUUUUGGCGAUCAGGGGUCUUAAUAUGGGGAAGGAGACUGAUAUUCUGAUGUUACUGGAUAACAAGCUGGGGCAGACGACAUUUGAUGGGGGGUAUGUGCACAACGGGCUGUUGAAGGCGGCUCAGUAUGUUUUGGAGGAGGAGUGUGAGGCGUUGAGGGAGCUAGUUAAGAAGUAUCCGGAUUAUAGUUUGACGUUUGCUGGGCAUUCGCUGGGAGCAGGGGUCGUGACGUUGCUGACAAUGUUGGCAGUUAAGAAUAGGGAUAAAUUGGGUUAUAUUGAGAGGAAGAGGAUUAGGUGCUUUGCUAUUGCUCCUGCAAGGUGUAUCUCUCUGAACUUAGCGGUUAGAUAUGCAGACGUCAUUAAUUCAGUUGUGCUGCAGGAUGAUUUCCUUCCACGGACAACAGUUGCGCUGCAACAUGUAUACAAAUCACUUUUUUGUUUCCCAUGCUUGUUGUGCAUAACGUGUUUGAAAGAUACGUGCACAGUCGAGGAGAAGAUGCUGCAGGACCCGAGGAGACUGUACGCACCCGGUCGUCUCUAUCACAUAAUUGUGAGAAAACCCUUCAGAUGUAAAAGAAUCACUCCCCUCGUAAGAACAGCAGUGCCUGUGGAUGGGCGGUUUGAGCACAUGGUUCUCUCCUGCAACAUAACAUCAGAUCAUGCUAUCAUUUGGAUUCUACAGGAAUCAGAAAAAGCGCUCGACUGCAGUGUAUGAUGGAAAAGGAGCGUGUGAUGAGCAUUCCAGCAGCGCAGAGGAUGGAACGGCAGGUGUCGCUUGCCAAAGAACAUAGGGACGAGUACAGGGCGGCCUUGGAGAGGGCCGUUGCUCUGGAUAUUCCCCGCGCACAC
This is a messenger RNA of Salvia splendens (bonfire salvia), 1754 nucleotides long. RefSeq lists its product as uncharacterized. Gene Ontology annotation, biological process: lipid catabolic process. The coding region runs from base 580 to 1620 and encodes 346 amino acids. NCBI's taxonomy places the organism in Eukaryota, Viridiplantae, Streptophyta, Magnoliopsida, Lamiales, Lamiaceae. The record is from RefSeq and is a predicted model, not a curated record. The transcript has 5 exons.